GUCACCAAUUAUUUUUUAUGUAGCUGUGUAUUCCCAUGUCUAUUUAAUUACACAGUAUUUGCUGCCUGCAGUUGCCGCACAAAGGGUUAAGAAGCAAAGCCCCGCCUCUCGCUGGUCCUCUCUUUCUCCUACACGGAAGUGCUGCAGCCUGUAAUGACACAAUGAGUCGGAUGCAGCUGCCUCAGUGACCCUGUAACGGCACAAAGCUCCCUGUUUGCGUCACAGACAUGGCUGACCAUGACGACUGGAAAGUCUCCCUACGAACGUAUUACUACAGCAAAUUCUCUUUGUCCUUCUACUCCACUUUAUUCUCGCUCAUAGGCCUUGUGAUCAUGUGCAUUGGCAUUUAUGCAGAGAGUGAAAGACAGAAGCACCGAACCCUGGAGGGAAUCUUUCUGGCACCAGCUAUCAUCUUGCUUCUGCUUGGCAUCGUAAUGUUUGCGGUCUCCUUUAUCGGAAUGGUUGGAUCCCUCCGAGAUAAUAUACUGCUGGUGAAGAUAUUUUUCUGGUUGCUUGUGGCCAUCUUCCUUAUUGAGGUCCUGCUAAUAAUCAUUGAAGUGGUGUUUGAAAAUCAGAUGAUAAAAUUUGCACAUGCAAACAUCUUAGUGGGAAUGGAGCAGUAUUACGAUGACUUGGAUUUUAAGAAUAUUAUGGAUUUUGUUCAAGAAAAGUUCUCGUGCUGUGGAGGAGAUGAUUUUAAAGACUGGAAGGUGAAUCAGUAUCAUUCGUGCAAUAGCACCGGGCCCUUGGCCUGUGGAGUGCCUUACACAUGCUGCAUAACAGGGAAGGAGACUGGAGGAGUGAAGAACACACUGUGCGGGUACCAGACCCUGGAUAAAGAGAGACUGGAAGUCCACAGUAUUAUCCACGUGAGAGGCUGCAUCCAUGCCGUGGGCCUGUGGCUCAAUGAUAACUAUGGUGUGACGAUUGGAUUAGUCGUAGCUUUACUCACACCCCAGUGCCUGGGCAUUGUCCUGUCCUUUCUUUUUUGGCAGAAACUGGAGGACUUCUGCUCCCUUUAUGAUGACGUGGAUUUCAGGUUCUUGAAGCAAUAUUCAUUCAAGGAUCUAGAUCUCAGUGGCGCUGGGUGGUGCUUGUGCCUACCUCGUGAGGAUGGAUACCUCCCUGUUGACCAGGGCAGUGAUAACGCUGGAUUCGAACUGGGAUCAUGAGAUAGAAGCUGCAGAUAUGCGUCUGCUGAAGUCACCGUUGCUGGGGGAGCUGAGUCAAGUAAAAUAGAGCAGCUCAGAACAUUUCAAGGAGAUGCAGAAGAGACAGACGAUGUAUAUAAGACAAAAGGUUCACAUGCUGGAAUUCAAACCUCAGGUUAUAGUAUCUCAUAGGUAGCAAUGUGCCUAUAGUACCAAAAUAAUACUACUCAUGGAGUUACUAAAUGGCCUUCACGACUCUGAUGUGUAUAACAUGGAUAUGUGACAUUAUCAGGAACCAAUACGAGUAUUUCAUUACAACUUACUUUUUGAAAAACUUUGAAACGUUCUGGUGCCAUUGGGAGAGUCACUUCAUCCUUCUAUCUAGAGAAGGAAGAUGCUGGAGGUUGGUAUUUUUGGUUAAAUGGAUGAAUCACAAGAACCUCAAGACAAGACCCCCAUGCCCAAUAAGUGUCCAAACUUCUGUGACCAUGACUGACAGAUGAGCACCCAUUGACUUCACUCUAUGUGGGCACACUCCUUUACAUGUUGAUAAAAUCCUACUCUUAGAUACUGUAUUUGUCUUUGUUUUAGACCUUCCUCACUCAACAUAUCUCAUGUGGUGAACAUGACCUCAAUGAAUUAAGUUAGAAGAAGACUGACUAGUGAAACCCUUCCAGAACACUGUACUGUUCAUACUGUGCAACUGAGACUGACCUGCUCCUAUGAGCACACACUGUAGUAACUACGUGAGUGUUUCCCCUACCCCCCACGGACAAAUACUACAGAUUUCUGUACUUUAUAUUUAGUGAGCACUGAUUUGCAUGAACUUAGGAAACUGACCAAAAGGUGGUGUUGUUGUUUUUUAACUUAAUUGAAGAAAGGGAUUUUUUAAAGGAAUUAAGUUUUUGUUGUGCCGCUGGGGUGGGGCAGCCAAUCACUGCCCUUAGGACUAGUUCCAUAUAUUAAUGGGCAGAUUUAUCAAGGGUCAAAUUGAGAAUUUGAAUCUUCAAGUUUUUUUUUAUGGGCAAAACUAUCAAAUGUGACUAAGGAAUUGUUAAAAUUCAAUUUGAGUGUUUUUUUUUUUUAAAUA
Messenger RNA from Xenopus laevis (African clawed frog), 2241 nucleotides. RefSeq names its product tetraspanin-15. The coding region runs from base 228 to 1172 and encodes 314 amino acids. The record is from RefSeq and is a predicted model, not a curated record. Lineage: Eukaryota; Metazoa; Chordata; Amphibia; Anura; Pipidae. The transcript has 8 exons.